AUGGGUAAACCGCGAUGCGGCGUCGAGGACAUUUCGAAGCGCACGUUCGCUCCGCUUUCGGACAAAUGGCCGAGGAAACAUCUCAAAUGGAACUUUCAUCUGAUCAACGACAUAAUCUUGAAAACGACCCGAGCCGCGUUCGAUCUGUGGGCAGCGAAUUCGUCAUUGACGUUCGAGCGCGAUUCGCUGAAUCCCGAUAUUUUGAUAUCGUUUCGUGAGGGGCGUCACGCGAUGCUAUACUCUCGACGAAACGAACCGUGUUCGUCUGCGUUCAGAGGUCCUAACGGAGAUGUCGCUCACGCGUUCUUUCUUACCGGAGACCCCAAUUUCGUCUCGGAGGUGCACGUAGACAAAGCGGAGACGUGGCACAUACAGCUGACUAAGAAUCCCCCGGGGACGUACAAUUUACUUCAGACGUUGACGCUCGAGAUCGGUCACGCUUUAGGCUUGCCGCACACCUUCCGCGAAGAUUCAGUGAUGUUCGCGUUCGUACCUGAGAAGACAUUUCCCGUUCAAUUUACUCUAGAGGACGUUUUUUCUAUUCAACAUCUGUACGGCGCUAAAGAAAACGCUAAAGUUCCAAAAGUAAUAACGACGACGACACCGACGACUACCACAACGACGACGACGAUAGCAACGACGACUACGAAAGACGUCGAGAUAGAUCUGUUCUAG
Messenger RNA from Temnothorax curvispinosus, 675 nucleotides. Its product is annotated as interstitial collagenase-like. Gene Ontology annotation, biological process: proteolysis. The record is from RefSeq and is a predicted model, not a curated record. The transcript has a single exon. The coding region runs from base 1 to 675 and encodes 224 amino acids. Gene Ontology annotation, molecular function: metalloendopeptidase activity; zinc ion binding. Lineage: Eukaryota; Metazoa; Arthropoda; Insecta; Hymenoptera; Formicidae. Gene Ontology annotation, cellular component: extracellular matrix.